This is a messenger RNA of Tremella mesenterica DSM 1558, 746 nucleotides long. RefSeq lists its product as uncharacterized. The transcript is spliced from 4 exons. Lineage: Eukaryota; Fungi; Basidiomycota; Tremellomycetes; Tremellales; Tremellaceae. The coding region runs from base 17 to 712 and encodes 231 amino acids. The record is from RefSeq and is a predicted model, not a curated record.
CUUGGUCGUCCUGGUCAUGUUACAGACCGCAGCACAGAGAGUACCGGUCGUACCUUUCCUGCUGCUGGGAACCACCGAAGUUCGAUUCUGGCUAUUGGUACCGUUGUUUGCCAGCUUCACGUUUGCUCUUUUCUGUGUGGCGACAAUGAUACUUGCAACCAUCUUCUCUGGUCUUGUUGUCCUUAGGCGCGGAUUCGAGGUCGACAGAGACAAGAAGGAUACCAUCGAGUCCACCAGUCUGGCGUCAAAAGUUGUGCCCGCCGCGGUGAUUGUGACCUCCGUUUGGAUCUUCAUCCCGAAGGAAUUGGCUUUUGUCGUGUUGUACCUCUUACACCUGGUGACAUCGUUGCGAUCGGCUUCAGUGGAUGUGCAGUCCCCUCAAGCAAAGUUCAACCAUUGUGUUCUGCUCUUCAUGACCCUACUGCUACCGUUUAACGGGGCAACAUUGGCAGUGUGGGCACGGAACAUGUGGGCUGGGAACCCUUUCCCUUCUACUCACAAUGUCCUACCCAUUAUACCGAUUGUCAUGCUGGUGCAGGCCAGAUGGACGGAAAGAAAGUUGACUUCUAUACCAAUGAUUUGGCGAUGUGGUCGAGGGAUGCUGAACGCUACGGCCUGGGCGUGCUUCUUGGCUGGAGCUAGGUGGACGUGGGUGAUACCAAUGAUCAGUCAUUCUGUGUUUGUAUCGUUAGCAUUGAUAGCAUGGACAUGAGCAUGGCUCGAAAAAGAUGAAUUGUUAACUGUAA